Molecule: messenger RNA, 5123 nt
Organism: Anas platyrhynchos (mallard)
Lineage: Eukaryota; Metazoa; Chordata; Aves; Anseriformes; Anatidae
Source: RefSeq, a predicted model, not a curated record
AUGCUGCGGCUGCUGGUGGCCAGCGCCCACAUCCCCGCAGCCACGGGCGCCGGGCCCGGUGUGCACGUGUCCGCCCGCUUCAGAGGUGUCCCCAGGAGCACCCGGGUGGUGCCAGCAGAGCGCAACCCCACCUGGAAUGAGGUGCGGGUGAGGGUGAUCGAGGGCCACCAGCUGCAGGGCGAUGACAUCAAGCCGGUGGUGACGGUCCUCAUCGGCGAGCACCGCUUCAGGACCAGGAUCCGCACGGGGAACAACCCCUACUACAACGAGGUGUUUUCCCAGCAUUUCCACCAAACGCCCAUCCAGCUGGCAGCAGUGCCCAUCCACAUCCAGGUGCUCAACUCCCGGGCCGUCCGUGCCGAGGCCACCAUCGGAGCCUUCAAGCUGGAUGUCGGCACCAUCUACAACGCGCCCGGUCGCAGGCUGAGCUGGAAGUGGCUGAGCCUGCAGCACCCCCGGCGCCCCGAGGCCGGAUCCUGCGGCUACCUCCGCGUCAGCCUGGCUGUCCUCCGCGCCGGCGAGACCGCGGCGGAGCCGGAGGAACCGGCGGGGAGCAAGGAGGUGGAAGCCAACCUCCUGCAGCCUUCGCCGCUCACCCCGUGCGUGGCCACGCUCCAGCUCCACGUCUACCGCGCCGAGGACCUGCCCCAGGAGGAACCGACCCGGUCGCACCUCCCGUCGGUGUUACCGGCCGGCGGCAAGCGGGGCUUCGUGGCGGCGGCGGUGCGAGCCAGCUUCGCCGGCAGGACGGACACCGGGGUUGCGUACCGGGGCCGGGUGCUGCUGGAGCUCAGCACCCACACCAGGAGCCCAGACGGGCGCCAGCAGGACACCAUCGCCUCCGAGGAUGUUGCCCGCGUGCAGCGCCUCCUGCCCCGGCGCCGCCGCUUCGGGCUGUGCGGGGUGUUUUACUCGGCCACCAUGCUGGCACCUGCGCCCGAGCUGCUGCGCUUCGAGCUCAGCAUCGGCAACUACGGGGACACCGGUGACCCCACGUGCCGCCCCGCUGCCUCCACCACCCCCCACGGACACCCCCUCUUUGACGGCAAUCGCUACCACUACUUGCCCUGGUACGACGCCAAGCCGGUGGUGGCCGUCACCUCCAUUUGGGAGGACGCCGGCCACCGUUGGGACGCCACGAACCUGCUGCAGAACAUGGCCCAGAGGCUGGUGACUCCACAGGAGGGAAACGUGGCCGCGCUGCGGGACGCGGGGACAGCCACCUGCGGGGACGCCGGGAGGAGGCUGCUCCGGGAGCUGGCGCGGGACUGCAGAGUGGCGCUGCAGGUGCUGGAGGCGCAGCUCCCCAAGACGCCGCUGGACGCGGAGCUGCGUGCCGCCCGCCUGCACCUCCUGCGCCUCAUGGCCGCCUCAGCGACCACCAGCCCCCCCCAUGGCGGCUGGGCCGCGCUGCUACCACAGGCCGAGGCCUGGCUAGGCCGCGUGGCCGCGCUGGCGGCCGAGCCACAGGCCGGUGUCCCCGACGUGCUGCUGUGGCUGCUGAGCGGGCCGCGGCGGGUGGCCUGCGCCCGCGUCCCCGCACACUGCCUGGUGUUCUCGCCCCGUGGCCGUGCCGCCUGCGGGAGGCUCUGCGGCCGGACCCAGACCCUCUUCUUGGGGGCCUCGGGCCACAUCCACGCCCAGCUCCGUGUCCGGCUGUGGCUGGGGCGCGUGGCCGAGAGCCGGGACCUGCCGCGGUGCCUGGAGGGCACCCUGCACAUCUAUGCCGAGACGUACGAAAACCAGACAAAGCUCCUGGGCAAGUGGAGCGGGAGGGGGCUGCCGGGGCGCCCCGGCUUCUCCGACAUCACCGGCAAAGCGGGGCUGCCCCGCCACCGCAUCCGGCCCCCCAAGGGCUGGCGCUGGGACGGACCCUGGGCCGUGGAGCCACAGCGGCGGCUGCUGCUGGACGCCGAGGCCAACCUAGGCGAGGUGCUGGAGGAGGUGUACGAGAACGAGAGCCGGCAGCCCGGCGGGGACUGGGGACCUGCCGCCGUAGCCAACACCGAUGCCGCCGGUGCGGCGGUGCCCCCCAAGGAGGAGGUGGCUUGUCCCCAAGGCUGGCACAUCACCGACAGCUGGCGGGUGGACAUGGCGGGGGCCGUGGAUGAGGCCGGUGAGCGAGCGUCCCCAGCGGGUACCGUGGGGAGGGUGGUGGUGGCAGAGGUGACAAGGACACCCGGCUGGCACAGGCUGGGAAUAUGGGGCGAGCACGGCACCCGGCAGCCCCCCUGCCUUGAGCAUCCCCACCCGCUCCCCGUGCCACCGUCCCCUGCAUGCCUCGUGUCCCCACAGCACAGCCCCGAAGCGCCGGCAGCGGACGAGGCGUGGGAGUACGCGACCCUGUGGGGCUGCCGCUUCCACCUGCGGCCCCGCGCUGGGGACCUGUGCCGGCGGCGCUGCUGGCACCGGCGCAUGGUGCCAUUGCAGCCCCCGUCCGUGGCCCCCCUCUUCCUCCUCGAGGGCUCCCCGGGCACGGAGGCGGCGGUGCCGGAGGGCGAGCAGCCAGCAUCAGGGGCCGGGGGCCGGGGGCGCCUGCAGCAGCCCAUGCCCCUCAUCCUCUGCACCUUCCAGCGGCCCAGCUACUUCCAGCUGCGCUGCUACCUCUUCCAGGCGCUGGAGCUGGUGCCCCACGGCACCAAGACCACUGCAGACCCCGUCGCCCACGUGUCCUUCGUGCACGUCAGCCAGAGCACCCGGGUGCUCGCCCGCACCCUGGACCCGCGCUGGGACCAGGCGCUGCUCUUCCACCGGGUGCUGCUUUAUGGGGACCCCCGGGGGGUCCGUGACGAGCCCCCAGCCGUGGUGGUGGAGGUGUUUGACAAAGAAGGAGAGGGUGCUGGCAGCUUGCUGGGGCGGUGUGUGUGCACCCCGCAUGUGUGGCUGGAUCUGGGGGGCCGGCAGCCCCCCCGGCUGCGACGUUACCCGCUGGAGGGGCCGGGGGGGCCGGCGGGGGAGCUGCUGGCUGCCUUCGAGCUGCUGCACGAGGCUGAGGUGCUGGCGUGGGGGCUGCGGGGGCUGCGCGGCCGCUUCCCCCUGCCCGUGCGCGCCCCCAGCCUGGAGGUGCAGUGCGGGGGCCAGGUCCUGCGCACGCCCCCCAUCGCCGACCUCGCCGCCAACCCCAACUUCCCCAUCAACGCCUUCCUGCUGCCGCUGGCUGCGGAGAGGGAGGAAGAGGAUGAGGACGAGGGAGACUGGUGGAGCAAAUUCUAUGCGGCCAUGGGGGACACUGCAAAGAGCCACCGGGGGACACACAGGGACAGCCUCAAGGUCUACAGCUGCGAGCUGGAGGCGGUGCCCGAAUUCGAGGGGCUGCAGGAUUUCUGCCAGACCUUUCCCCUCUACCAGCCGGGGGGGCCGCUGGGGGCCGGGGAGGACCCCGUGCCCGUGGGCGAGUUCAAGGGGCUUUUCCGUCUCUACCCCCUGCCCGAGGACCCCGGGGUGCCCCCCCCGCCGCGCCACUUCCAGGAGCUGCCCCCCAGCCAGCCCCAGCAGUGCCUGGUGCGCGUCUACAUCGUCCGCGCCUUCGACCUGUCCCCUCGUGACCGGAACGGGCUGUGUGACCCCUACGUCCGCGUCUCGCUGGGGGCGAAGACACUGGGCCAGCGGGACCAGUACGUGCCCAACACCGUGGAGCCAGUUUUCGGCAGGAUGUUCGAGGUGAUGGGCACCAUCCCGCUGGACAAGGACCUGCGGGUCUCACUGCUGGACUACGACCUGCUGCCACCCGACCAGGAGAUCGGCAGCACCACCAUCGACCUGGAGAACCGGCUGCUGUCCCGCUUCCGCGCCCACUGCGGGCUGCCCCGCCUGUACCGCACCGCUGGCCCCGGGCGCUGGAGGGACCAGCUCAGCCCCAGCCGGGCUCUGGAGCACUUCGCCCGCACCCAAGGGCUGCCGGCACCCGAAUUCAGCGCCGACGGCACCGCCGUCACCUUCGGGUGCUCCACCUUCCUGCUCAGCCAUUUCGGUGGGUGUCGGGGUCCGGGGGUUCCGGGGAGGGGUCACGGGGCCCCUGCGGUGGUGCGAGGGCUCGGCCUUGCAGAGAGCGGCCCCCCCGCGCACCGGCACCCCGGGGCGCCCCGGGAGCGCCUGGCCCUGCACGUGCUCCGCGCCUGUCACCUUGUCCCCGAGCACCUCGAGACGCGGACGCUCUACAACAGCACCCAGCCCGGGCUGGAGCAGGGCAAGGUGCAGAUGUGGGUGGACGUCUUCCCUGCCAGCCUCGGCCCCCCCGGCCCCCCUGUCGACAUCACCCCCCGCAAGCCCCAGAGGUACGAGCUGCGCUGCGUGGUGUGGAACACGCGGGACGUGGACCUGAGGGACACCAACGUGGCCGGGCAGAGGAUGAGCGACAUCUAUGUCACCGGGUGGCUGGACGGGCUGGAGGAGCAGAGGCAGAGGACGGACGUGCACUACCGCUCGCUGCAAGGGGACGGCAGCUUCAACUGGCGCUUUGUCUUCCCCUUCGAGUACCUGGCGGCCGAGCGGCUCUGCGUCCUGCCCCGAAAGGAGCAUUUUUGGAGCCUGGACGAGACGGUGCAGAAGCUGCCCCCCAAGCUCAUCCUCCAAGUGUGGGACAACGACAUGUUCACGGCCGAUGACUUUUUGGGUGUCCUGGAGCUGGAGCUCAGCCGGCUGCCGCAGCCAGCCCGGCGCCCCGAGGACUGUGCCCUGACGCCACGGGCAAGCCGCUGGCCCUGGCGGGGGGCACGGGGCCCCCCCCACCUCUCCCUUUUUCGGCAGAAGCGGGUGAAGGGCUGGUGGCCCUGCACGGUGCAGGAGGGCGGCAAGCGGCGCCUGUCGGGUAAGCUGGAGCUGAGCCUGGAGCUGCUGAAGGCCAAGGAGGCAGAGGAGCGGCCGGCAGGGAAAGGGCGAGAGGAGCCCAACAUGUACCCGGCCCUGCAGCCACCCCUGAGGCCGGAGGGGUCGUUCCUGUGGCUGCAGGCUCCGCUGCGCAGCCUGCGCUACGGCCUCUGGCGGCGGCACCGCUGCCGCAUCGUGCUGGGGCUGGCCCUGCUGCUGCUCCUCGCCCUCAUCCUCACCUUCAUCUACGCCGCACCGGUGAGCGCAGCCCCCCCCAAUCCAUCCCCCUGCCAGCCCCUGAGCCCCCCCUGAGCUCC